Molecule: messenger RNA, 1468 nt
Organism: Yamadazyma tenuis ATCC 10573
Lineage: Eukaryota; Fungi; Ascomycota; Pichiomycetes; Serinales; Debaryomycetaceae
Source: RefSeq, a predicted model, not a curated record
AUAGGAUUUCUGACAAACAGCAACACACAGUUGUUAACUUAAUGAAACCACCAGCCAGAUGUUAGAGAAGUUGCCGACAGAGAUACAAGUCCGGCUCUUGAAGCUUGAGCCAUCUAGCUCCUUGAAAAUGGUCAACUCUCAUUUCUACAUUCUUUAUAACGACUUGUUCUACGAAAGAAUCAUCUCUACCUUUGGAGAGGAUAUCGUUCCAGUGCUCAUCAAAGUGCUUCCAUGGCUUCGAACGUACAUUAAGACAUUAGACCUGUUUCGGCGAGAAUCCCGGUCUGUAAUUUCCUCCCGAUUGAGCCUUCCAUUUUAUGUGGACGAAGAGAAUCCGCUAAAUACAAUUUACAUCAAGGAUUCGUGGAGAUACGUUUAUUCGAUUCUCAGAAAUAAACGACUCUUUGCCGAGUACGGAGACUAUAAGAUCGAUGAACCAACCAACUACAUCUACAACCACUUUGUGGAGAUCAACCGCACAUAUUUAUUGUCAUACACUAAAACAAUGUGGUUGGCUCCUGGAGACUACAAUUUGAAUAUCGGAUUAGUGGUGAAACACGGAAAUGGCUUAGGAACCACCAAGUUUGAAAUCCGAUACGAGAACGACCGGGGGGAUAUUGUCACCGAAACGUUCUAUCCUCCCACCAACAUCAAUGAUAUUUUACCUAAAAAACAGUUUUGUCUCUUGCGAUUGGGGGAGUUUUCAAUUCCUUCAUCUCGAACAAACCACGAUAGUUUCAACAAGUCACAUCAUCCCAAACUCUAUAAAGUCGAACUUACCAUGGAAGAAAUUGGGCUAUACUUGAAGUCAGGAUUUCGGAUCUUCUUUAUUGAUCUUGCCCAACCAACGGUACUUUUCAACCAAUUUGAUUUGUUGUACUAUACAGUGAGAGAAACCGACUACCGAUACUUUAUCAAUAUUCCCCUCAAAAACUUCUAUAAAGCUUUGAACUAUAUCCAAAACGGGAACCUGGAUAAUCUCAGCUACCAAAUAGCAUUAAAAGACUACGGUACUGGUGACCCUUUUGAAAUUUUGGAUUCUUAUGACGAUAAGUUUGUUACUGACUCAUUGCACAACCGAAAGGCUGGCCAGGUUGAUUCUCUCACCGAUUUGAAGGAUCCCAAGGCCAUCAGUGACAAGCAGUUGAUGCGAUAUGCCGACUUCUACUUCAACAAAGCGUUCAUCCGCCGGUACUUCAAGUUCAACACUAUUUAUCAAAGACGUCAGUUCGUAAAUCGAUAUGGGGACUUUGAGCUCGACUGGAAAAAAGGUGAGAACCAGAACUUUAACUCAACCAACACCUAUGAUUCCUACUCUCAUUCCCAACUGACCUUUUCGCUCGUAGCCCCUGAUACAAACCGGGCCUGUAUUUAUGACCUACAUGGGCUCAAGUGGAAAAUUCCUACUUUGAGUGAGCUCUAGCAUCUGUAUAGUGUAUUUGCAGCAACAUCGACAAAAUUUAGGCGC